Staurois parvus is the source of this 1119-nucleotide messenger RNA. NCBI's taxonomy places the organism in Eukaryota, Metazoa, Chordata, Amphibia, Anura, Ranidae. The record is from the annotation of a GenBank genome assembly.
AUGGGAUCCAAGCUGUCCGUGGAUGAGUCGGUACGAGUGGUGAUUGUGGGUGGAGGAUUUGCUGGUAUAGCUGCUGCCAGUCAGCUGAAGUCUCAUGGAAUCCCUUUUGUUCUGGUGGAUAUGAAAGACUGCUUUCACCACAAUGUUGGAGCACUUCGAGCUUCUGUAGAGAGCGGUUUUGCAAGUAAGACCUUCAUUUCCUAUAAAGAUUCAUACCAGGACAGCUUCAAACAAGGCAAAGUUGUUGGAAUAAACCUGGAGACUCAAAACGUGUUGCUAGAAAGCAAUGAGGAAUUACACUUCUCUCAUCUCAUAAUUGCUACAGGGAGUCAUGGUCCCUUUCCUGGAAAGAUUAACAUAACAACCACCAAGGAUGCAGCUAUUCAGAUGUAUGAAGAUCUUAUAAAGGAGGUCCAGAAAGCUAAACAUGUGGUUGUUGUGGGUGGAGGUGCAGCAGGUGUUGAAAUGGCUGCAGAGGUGAAAACAGAUUAUCCCGAGAAAGAGGUUACAUUGAUACAUUCUAAGGUCGCAUUAGCGGAUGCGGAGCUGGAGCCAUGUGUUAGACGAGCUGUAAAGGAAAUCCUCCUGAAUAAGGGAGUAAGGCUAGUAUUGGGCCAGAAAGUUGCAAAUUUGGAUGAACUGACACCAAAUAUGACUCAAGACAAUAUAGAAAUACGUUUGGAUAAGGAUCCUGAAGUGAUCACUGCCAACCUACUCCUCUGCUGUACAGGGAUCAAGGUCAAUUCAUCUUGUUACCUCAAUGUAUUUGGAGACUAAGUAGCAUGCAAUGGAGCUUAUGGUGAAUGACUUUCUUCAACUGGAAGCGAUACAGCAAGUUUAUGAAGCAGGGAGACUUGCAGACAUAAGAGAACUAAAAUGCAUACGUGCAGGUUGACUUGCAAUAUUGCUGUCACCAAUAUUAUCAAAUGUUUACUCGGGAAACCUCCUGAUACUAUAUGAAUCCUGAACUGUUUUUUUUCCUAUCAUUGGGUCGAAAUGACGGAGUGGGGCAGUUCAAUGGCAUUUACAUGAGCCGGUUUUUAGUGACCAAGGCUAAAAGCCGAGAUAUAUUUGUCUCUAAGAGUUGGAAAAAACAUGGGACAGAAGAUGCCAAAAUAA